Molecule: messenger RNA, 2229 nt
Organism: Tribolium madens (black flour beetle)
Lineage: Eukaryota; Metazoa; Arthropoda; Insecta; Coleoptera; Tenebrionidae
Product: hemicentin-2-like
Exons: 8
Coding region: 369-1262 (297 amino acids)
Biological process (GO): synapse organization
Cellular component (GO): neuron projection membrane
Source: RefSeq, a predicted model, not a curated record
AGGAAAGAUCGUUCCGGGCUUAAUAUCACCGGAUUCGAAUAAGUCGCACCAUCAUCGGUAAUUGUUUACGAUCCAACUUCCGCGCCGUUUCCUCCGCAAGAUUCGCAUAAAUCAGUGCUGCACAAGACGGGUCUUAAGAUUGAGACGUGAUGUUUUUUGGCGAAUAUUUUCUCAGUUGUGUUAAUUAGAGGAUCUGUGGUGAUGUGCUCUAUAAAUCAAGUUGUGACAUGUGCGAUUGAUUCUGAUUAGGGAACUAAUGCAGGUGGGCACGGGGAUAAAGUCCGGAAACGUGUAACUAUCGGCUUCACAACGGCAGACAACCAUAUGAAAAUCAACUAGAAUCAAGUGGCAAUUAAACGGCCGCCGCCAUGUUGGCCGAUUAUUGGCGUCUCCUCCUUCUGCUAUGGAUUCCCCCCAUUCUCUUAGCCACUUCAAUGGAAAUAAAACGAAGAGACCUGCAGAAAUACUCGGACUGGCGCCAGCUGUGGUACCCCAAUUUUGAAGACUUCAGCAGGGCAGAGGCGAUGGCGGGGGCUGAAAACAACACCAUUACCAACGUAACGGUACAACUGGGAGCCACGGCGUAUCUCCAUUGCCAUGUGAGAAGUACAGGAGAUAGGACACUCGCUGGAGCCGAGCAAGUGUCGUGGGUCAGGAGGAGAGAUUGGCACAUCCUUUCUUCAGGACUGUUUACCUACACAAACGACGAGAGAUUUCAAAUUCUGCACGCGGAAGGUUCAGACGAUUGGACUCUUCAAAUUAAGUUCGUCCAGAAGAGGGAUAAUGGAACAUACGAAUGCCAAGUCUCCACAAACGCAGGAUUAAUUUCGCAUUUCGUCAACUUGCAAAUUGUCGUGCCGGAGGCCACAAUACAAGGUACAAGAUCGGGAGAACAUCACGUGGAUGUUGGCAGUGUCAUAGAUUUGGUCUGCGUUAUAGAAAAGAGCCCUACUCCCCCUCAAUACGUCUUCUGGUACCACAAUGAACACAUGAUCAAUUACGACACGGCUAGGGGUGGGAUAUCGGUGGAGACGGUGCCGGGGAUCCGCACACAAAGCCGCCUCACCAUAAGGGACACAAACGACGCCGAUUCAGGAAAUUACACUUGCUCGGCUUCAAACACCGAGCCUGCUUCCAUCUAUGUCUUCGUAUCCGAAGGUGACAAUGUGGAUGCAAUUUUAAUGAGGAAAUCGUGCGCUAUGUGCGUCGCCAGCCAACUAGUUCUCCUCCUCGUAGCUUCGGUCGCGGCCGCAAUGCGAUAGAAGCAGAAAGGAUGAAGUUACGGACACUUCGGUGACAAGUGAUAGUGCAUAAGUGAUAAACAGGCGACCACUAAAGACCACGUUUUGAAGAUUUUUCUUUAGAUUUAAUUAAUAUUAAUGAUAAUUGACGUAAAUGUAAAACUGUAAAAAGGUAUCAGUAUUUGAAAAUGUUAUAGUAAGAGAGAUCGAAACCUUGACUAGUGUCCCAUAAAUAUUCGAACGAUUUUGGAAUAUUUGUGAUGUGAUUCUAUCGUCUACUGGUGACGCAAAAUAAAUUCAUUCAAAUAUUUUCAAUUUAAAUUUAGUGUCUAUGAAAUUUUCAUAUUCCAUAAUGUGUACAAACACAUGCAAUUAAUCUCUUGCACUUAUUCAAUCUGUACAUACUCAGUUAUUUCGUUGUUAAAUAUUGUAAUAUAUAAAAUUAUUUACUGUCGUUGUUACUUGAGCCAAAACCUCCGAAUUAACCAAAUUCCAUUUCUAUUAAAUAUUUUGCAAUAGCAAAACUGCCAAAUCAUUUCGAUUUAUAUGAGCUUGUAACUAGCGCUUCGUCGGUGGUAAAAGUAAGAAAUGUAUCCAAGCUGCAUAAAUUUCUCACUUUUACUCGAACUUACUUUCAUAUCCUUUUGUUUAUUUAUACUCAACGUUGUAAAUAUUUAUCUCAUCAUAAUUGUAAGAUAAUAUAAAAAAAAUAUUAGCUCAUAGUUCAUUUGUUAUAUUAUUUCUUGGAUGAAUGUCAGACUAAUUCCAAUUAAAAUCAAAACCGUAAUUAACCGUUAUGUUAAAUCCAUUACCACCUACAUGUUAGAACAUUUUUCGCGUUACUCACUUCAGUUUUGUAUCGCAAUCACCCUGUUACUGUCAUGAUAAUAUACAACAUGCCAUGUAAUAUUAAGUAAAUUUACCACAUGUAUUCGUUAUAGUACGUUAUUCUUUUAUUUUCUGAACACAAAUAAAUCAAUUGAACACA